This is a messenger RNA of Diabrotica virgifera virgifera (western corn rootworm), 2791 nucleotides long. RefSeq lists its product as uncharacterized. The transcript has 3 exons. The record is from RefSeq and is a predicted model, not a curated record. The coding region runs from base 278 to 2581 and encodes 767 amino acids. NCBI's taxonomy places the organism in Eukaryota, Metazoa, Arthropoda, Insecta, Coleoptera, Chrysomelidae.
GAGGUUAUGUUUUGUUGCACGGCGUUUGAUUUCGAUUUGACUUUUGACAUUUGCAUAAAGUGUAAAUUGAAAAUUGACCGGAAUUAUCAAAUAAUAAUUCUAAACUAUUAUAAAUGUAAAUAUUAAAAGUAGAAUCAUUUAUUGUCAGUGUUUAAAUAUAUUUUAUUUAGUUGAUGAAGAAUUUAAGUAGAUAGCAGAAAGCUGUUUAUAAGAAUUUUUCAACAUUAAAAUUGUGGACAAAUCCUCAUAUCUGGUGAACGAAAUCGGAACAAAAGUGAUGAGCUCAACAUCUAAAUGUAUAGUUAAGAUCACCAAUGAUGGACUAGAGGAAAUCUUGGAUGAAUCGGUGAGCUUAAACUUAGAUCUAAUUGAGGAGUCAACAAAUCCAGUGCCUGAUGAGGUCUUGCCAGUAGUCUUGAAUCUCGCAGAACUACCUGAUGAAGACAGCCUCGACAAUAAUCUUGUAAAUAAGGUAUCGAUAUCUGAUGUGCCCUCUGAGGAAUUAAAUAAGCCAGCUAGCAAUAAGGAUAAACGAACAGAGGCGGCAGAUAAAGGUAGACCUGUAGUCCUUAAUAAGGUUUCCCAGCAGCCGAACAAGAAGAACGGGGCUAGAGAGACGAAUAACAAGAAGUUGGCUUUUAACAGUAAGGGUUUCCAGCCGUCAAAGAAGCAGAACGGGGCUAGAGAGUCGAAAAAAGCGAAGUUGUCUUUUAACGGAGCAGGUAACGUUCAAGAAAAGUUUCCGUCUACAGGAUUUUGGAACCAGAAAAAGUUGAAAGGAGCAAAAAGAGGUGAAAGAAGUUACAGCACUCGUGAAACCGAAGGACGCAUUAGAUCACACGUUUUAAGAGAAGAAAAACGUGAAACGAUGGCCGAGUCAUUUUCCAGAAAUUACAACUCUUAUAAUUCUGGCCCAGAUAACAGAAAACCUGAAACAAUGGCUGAGUCAUUUUCCAGAAAUUACAACUCUUAUUCUGGCCCAGAUAACAGAAAACUUGAAACAAUGGCAGAGGCAUUUGCCAGGAAGAACUAUCCUAAUUCUGCUGUAGAUAAGAGAAAACCUGAAACAAUGGCAGAGGCAUUUGCUAAGAAGAACUAUCCUAAUUCUGCUGUAGAUAAGAGAAAACCUGAAACAAUGGCCGAGGCAUUUGCUAGGAAGAACAACCCUUCUAAUCCUGCUACACAUAGCGGAAAACCAUCUCGUGGAAGAGAUAUAGAUGAAGGUCGAAGGGAGUCUGAUAUUCCUCGUAGAAGAAGUCCUUAUGGGCACGACCGAGCUUCGCAUUCCUAUAGGGACCACGUUUCUCGUGAAAGAAAUACUGUCGCCAGUGAAAGAAGACCCUUUACUAGUGAAAGAAAUGAAGUAUAUCGUGAAACUCGGGGAAGAAGCCCUUUCGGUCGUGAAAGAAGUCCACUGCAUCGUGAAACUUUUGGAGGCGGUUCUUUCGUCAACGAGAGGAGUCAAUUUCAUCGAGAAAAUCGAGAAAUGAAUCCUUUUGGAAGUGAAAGAAGUCAGCUGCAUAUCGAAACAGGCCGAGGAAAUUCUUCAACGAGUGAUAGACCACAAUUAUAUCGGGAAACUCUGGGAAUAAACCCUUUCACAAGUCAAGGAAAUCCUUUCACUAAUCAGGGCAGUCAAUUAUGCCCUGGAACUUUUGGACAAAGUUCUUUCGCUGGUGUUAAUCCUUUUACUAGUGGAGGAAAUCAAUGGCAUCAUGGGAACCAAGAAAGAAACUCUUUCUCAAGUGGAACAAUGCAUGUUGAAAACCAAGGACGAAACCCUUUCCCAAACGGAACAAUGCAUGGUCAAAACCAAGGACGAAACCCUUUCACAAGUGGAAUAAUGCAUGGUGGAACCCAAGGAAGAAAUCCUUUCAACAAUGAAAUAAGUACUUUCAGCAGCAACACAAAUCAAUUCCACGGUGACUCAAUCCCUUUUAAUGAUGACAGAGAUUCUGAGGAGGAGUCAGAAAAGUCUGAAGAUUUUGCUGGUCCUGUAGAGCAGAAAUGUUCUAAAUUUAUGAAAAUAUAUGACGAUCCCGAAAGAAAGACAUUGAUUGUUCCUCGCGCAUAUCCAAAAAUACGAUUCUCUAAAUUUGAAAUUACAAUUCUGAAAGCUUUGAUAUUGACACAUAUGUCAACUGUAAACGUGAAGAGUAACGCAAAGUUAGAAAUUGAAGGCACUGUGAGCCACAAAGGAGCACUUUUGGUCACAUGUAGAGAUCAGCACACGAAACAGUGGCUAGAUAAGCUAGUCCCGCAACUAAAGCGACAAAAUGGCGAAAACAUGAGAGUGGCACUUCUCAAGGAAUUACUGUGGCCCGGAAUUAGAGUAACUAUGUUUCUCCCUGGUAAAUUUAGGAGAUCACCGCAUGGAUAUCUUGUACAAUUGGCCCAAGACAAUCCAGGUCUGGUGACGAAACAUUGGUGUAUUCGAGGCAAAAAUAAGAAAAAAAAUACUAUACUUUUAAAAAUAAACGAGGCGGACGUCAUGGUUCUAAGAAAAUACAACAUGAGACCUAAGAUAGGUACGUGUGAGAUCGUAUUCGAACUUGCUACUUCCAAAAGAAGAAUAUACUAGAUGCUUUCGGAUUAAUUGUUCUAAUCAACUGGCUUUUGUCUUUUCCAAUGGACAGUAUGGAACCAAGUAGAUGUUCGUAUUUCAAGAUAGUUGGUUUCAAAAGUUUGUUUUGUUUAUUUUAGAAUAAUAAUUGUAUUAUGUUGUAGAAUUCGUAUCUAUUCACAUUAUUUCUGUAAUGUACCUAUAAAUAAAAAAGGCAAUUGUCGAAAA